This is a messenger RNA of Andrographis paniculata, 2230 nucleotides long. Its product is annotated as BTB/POZ domain-containing protein At3g50780. The coding region runs from base 565 to 2127 and encodes 520 amino acids. The record is from RefSeq and is a predicted model, not a curated record. The transcript has 2 exons. Lineage: Eukaryota; Viridiplantae; Streptophyta; Magnoliopsida; Lamiales; Acanthaceae.
UAUAAAAAUGUAAACAGAAAGCUCCAGUUGCGUCUGCAACUUACCAAAACAGCCAUAGCCCUUAACGGUUUUGCAUCAAAUUUUCAGCUUUUCUCUCUCUCCAGUUCGCCAUGUGAGUCUGUAGCUUUUAUACGUUUUUUUUAAAAAAAAAUUAUUAAUUUGGUAGCCUUCUUUCAUGAUUGAUAAUUCCACUUCCUUUCUUAAAGCGGUUCCCUUGAUGCUUGCCAUCAAAGCACUCCCAAAUCAUUUUUACUUGCUCCUAAAUACAUUAAUGAGGAAGAAAGAUAUCAGAAAUCUCCCAGAUUUCGAAGCUUUCAAGAAAUUGGUAACAAAGAAGCCCUUUCAAUACUAACCUUCUCUUCAAUUUCUUGGCCAAUUUGAUCUGAUGGGUUGUUUUUGCUCUUCUUCGUAAUCGAUUUAUAUCCUGUAAUUAGGGAUUUUCUGCUGCUUGUUAUUGCUUUUGUUUAUCCCAAAUUCCCCCAAUUUCUAGGGUUUUGUAAUUUCUUCUUCAAUUAAUGAAUUCACUGCACUGUGAUUCGAUUCGAGCUUGAAAUCUCCACUCCCAUGGCGGAAAUUAGGGUUCCUAGGUUAGAAAAGGGGCAGACGAAGAUUAAAAACGUCCCAAUUGCAGUGACCCCAGAGGGCUUCUGGUGUUGCCCUUCUCCAGGAGUUUUUCAAAAGCCAUUUAAGCCACAGCCAUCUCUGAACAAAGCUAAACAACCAUCUCAAAACUCUUCAAUUCAGCCUAAGAAAGUUUCGAUAAAUGAGGUGAAAUCAGGUCCAACAAAUGCUGGCCUUCUUGUUGUCGAUGAGAAAAGAGCCAAUGGUUCUGAUGCAAUUGUUCUUAAUGCUCCAUUGUCCAAUGAAAAGGCCGGCAGGCCGGGGCCGAAUAAGGUCGAAAAUAUGCCUAGGAAGGUUACCAUCGAGUACGGUGAGGCGGGCACGGGUGAUUUAAAGGUGAUCCUGCUUGGAAAACAGGGGAUUACUGUGAAGCUGAGUGUUCAUAGAAGUAUACUUGUCGAAAACAGCAGCUUUUUUGCCACUAGGAUAUCCGAACAGCAGCCUGUUUUCCCUUGUCUUGAAAUUGAUAACUGUGACGAUGUUGAGAUUUAUGCCGAAACCAUUGGCCUUAUGUACUGCCAAGAAAUGAAGCAGCAGUUGAUCAAGCAGAGUGUUCCCCGUGUGCUGCGAAUACUUAAGGUCGGGGAGCGACUCGGUUUCACUAAAUGCAUCCGAUCGUGUUUGGAAUAUUUGGAAGCCGUUCCGUGGGUGGGCGAGGAUGAGGAAGAAAAAGUGGUCGCAUCCGUCACUCGUCUCGAGGGUCACGGCAUCGGAGUCGGGGCAGUUUUAAAACGAGUAUCGUCUGUCACCGAAAAGCCGCCGAAGGACACACUUUGUCGCAUAUUGGAGUUAGUCCUCGAAAGCAAAGAGGAAAAGGGGAGACGGGAAAUGAAGUCGAUCGUACUCAAACUCCUCCGCGGCACUUCAUCCUCGUCCGCCGACGGCUCGUGUAAUGAAACCAUUUUCGCUGCUUUCCAAGCAUCCCUAGAUUCUCUGCUGUCUCUGUUCAGACAAGCCGCCGAAGCCAAGCUGGAUGACAAACCUAUGAGUGUAAGAGAAACUGCGGCGAAGCCGAUUGCUUUACAGGCGGAUAACCUUUUAUGGAUGCUCGAUAUUUUAUCCGACAGGCAGGCGGGGGACGACGUUGCCGUGAUUUGGGCAAAUCAGCGCGAGCUGGUUUCGAUCCAUUCGGGGAUUCCUGUCGUUGUUCGCCAUUAUGUUAGUUUGGUUAGCGCGAGAAUCUUUGUCUUGAUCGGACAGGGGGCGGUGCUUUCGUGUAAGGAAACGCGACACUCGUUGCUGAAUCUGUGGCUGCCGCCGCUGAUCGACGACUAUAAGUGGUUGCAGCACGGGUGCAGAUUGUUCGACCGGGAUGUUGUCGAGGAGGGGAUCGGGAGGACGAUUUUGACCCUCCCGAUGGAGGAUCAGCGGGCCCUCUUGCUUUCGUGGCUCGGGAGUUUUCUGACGAACGGCGAUGGCUGUCCUAAUCUCCAGCGGGCUUUCGAGGUCUGGUGGCGGCGGGCGUUGGCGAGGCCGGCGGCGGCGGCGGCGGCGCGUGUUGAUUGAUUGAUCAUAACGUUGGUGUGAUGGAAAUGUUGUGAAGAUGUUCGAUUGUGACAAAUUUGUUGUGAUUCUAUAUGGAGAGAAAUUGCAUGCUUUUGGUUUUCAA